UUUCAGUCAACAGAUGCUUGACAGAUGCGCAUCAACGUCAAAGUUACGUGAUCGCGGUCUUAUUAUCCAGUAAAUCGCAUUCGUAGAAAUAAUUGAAUUAUAUAGCGCUGAAACUAUUUAAAAGUAAAUGUUGAAAAUCACAAGAUACUUUUCUAAUGAUACAAAAGUUGUUAUGACACCUUUGCAGUUAUAUAAACAUUUAUUGAGACAGUGUGAGAAGCUUCCUCCUGACGCUUGUAAACAUUACAAAUUCGCAGUUAAACAGAGUUACAAACAACACAAGUUUGAACCUGAUCCAGAGAGAGUAGAACAAAUAAUUUCUAAAAGCAUUGAUGAUGCCAAAUGGAUAGUGAAUAAGUACAAUAAAAAAUAAUGGAUACUGUAAAGAAGAUCCAUAUAGAUAUGUCAAAAGGAAAAACUGCUUUCAUUUAUGAUACUAGAAUAUUUUAGUCCCCAAGAAUGUUUGGUGAUAAAAUAGAAGAUUACGAAAUAUUGGAACAUCUUGGUAAAGGAGGAUUUGCACAUGUAUAUAGGGCAAGAUGUCGGAGGACAGGACUAUUUGUUGCUAUCAAAAUGAUAGACAAAGCACUUAUGGCAAGUGCUGGUAUGAUUGGCAGAGUAAGACAAGAAGUGACCAUUCACUCGCGUCUUAAACAUCCUGCAAUUUUAGAAUUAUACACAUUCUUUGAAGAUGCACAUUAUGUUUAUCUAGUUUUAGAGCUAGCUCACAAUGGUGAACUGGCAAAACACUUUAAGUUAGGUACACGCGGACUUUCUGAGAAGGCAGCAGCUGAUAUAUUUAGACAAGUAUUGAGUGGAGUGUUGUAUCUCCAUACACACAAUAUCAUUCAUAGAGAUUUAUCAUUGAAUAACCUACUACUGACGAAGGACCUAAAUGUAAAAAUUGCUGAUUUUGGCUUAGCAACACAGCUGAAUGGACCUGAUGAGAAACAUGUUACCAUGUGUGGGACACCAAAUUAUAUAUCUCCAGAGGUGGCUGCUAGAGAAUUUCAUGGAUUACCGGCUGAUGUCUGGGGUUUGGGGUGUAUGUUGUACACUUUGCUAGUUGGAAGCCCACCAUUCCACACUCAACAUGUUAAGACCACUUUAAAUAAAGUUAUAAAUGCAGAUUACAAGAUACCAUUAGAACUUUCUCUGCAAGCCCAGGAUUUGUUACAGAGGCUUUUGUGCAAAGACCCCACAAAAAGAAUAACAUUGAAGGGAAUUUUGGAACAUCCAUUUUUGUGUAACUCUCAAGGUACAUCUAAACAAGAUAUAUCUCGAGAUUCUGGUUUUCUUACUACACUGCACAGCACCCAGCAUAGCAAUAAAUUCAAACAUGAUGAGAAAAGUGAGCCAGAGUGCCACAUGGUGCCUCAUAUUGAAAAGAAAGAUGAAAGGCCUACAUCUUACAAUGUGUUUACUCAAGAAAUCAACUCAAAUUCUACUUGUUCUAAUAACCGAAAUUAUAAUUUGUGUGCUGGGGUUGAUAAAGCUUCAGCAGAAACAUUCGAUUUCAGAAGUCAAAAUAAUGUGUUUCCAAAAAAUGAUAGUCCAUGCAACAGUAAUCUAUCUUUAUUUGAAAAUAUCAGAAAAUUGGAUAUAAAAUGUAAAACACCUCAGUUAAAUACAGAAGAAAACAAAGAAAAUGUUCCCAAAACAUGUGCUGUUAAUUCUAAUGUGUUGAGUGUUCCUCCACUAUGUGCUGAAAGAUUGCCUACAAUUUCACACCGAACACGUAAUGCCAUCUUAAAAAUAGAACCUUCUGGAGUAAUUGUGGAGUUCAUAAAAAAGAAGGGGAAAGACAGAGAAGAACAAAUUACAGAAAUAUGUAAAAUAUCCAAAGAUGGCAUGAAAAUUAUAAUAUACACAGUGGACAGCAAGACCAAAACUUUGAAUAUUAACCAUGACCCUAAUCCCGAUGAAGUAUUUACAUAUCAUAAUUUGCCACAGAAACACUGGAAAAAAUAUUUGUAUGCUUCACGAUUUGUUGAACUUGUCAAAGCCAAAACACCAAAAAUAACACUGUACACAUCAUUAGCGAAAUGCCAGUUAAUGGAAAACACAACUGAUAUUGAUAUCUUCUUUUACAGCGGAGAAAAAGUUACCUUUACUAGUUCAGAAGGCUUAAAAAUAAUUGACAAAAAUUUGAAAACCCAUUAUAAUCUUUCAACAGCACCUGAACUUAAGUAUAUUACUGAUCACUUUGAAGAGUGUUCUAAUCGCAUGAAGAGAGUACAAGCGGCACUAUCUGGUAUUUCUGAUGAGUGUUUCCCUUUAAUAAUCGGCAAAAGACCUGUGCAAACUGUUGCUAAUGUACAGUCUCCAAUGCAGGGCUCAAUUAACACAAAUUAUAAUACACCUCUUCUUAAUAUAGGAUCAUUUCAUCGAACAGCUGCUAGCUCUAGUCAAGCUCCUAGUGAUUACAACUACUAGAAAUCACUACAAGAACAUUAUUUUAAUAUGAUACCAUUUGUUUAUGAAUUUUUUAAUGGUUUAUGUUGAUUUUGAUUUUUGUCGAGCAAAACCUGAAUUCUAAGCUCUAUUAGUUAUUCUUAUUAAUAUAAUAUUUGGAAAAUAUAAAAUAUGUAAAAAAAAAUUGACAAAUUCUAUUAGAUGGCUUGAUUAUGUAUAAUAAAGAAUAUAAUUUAGCUUAUCUGAUAUUUGCAACAAGUACAGAAUAAGCUUCGGACCAUAAAAUGCCAAAGCACUUUUACUUUGCUUACUGAUAAAUUUGAUUCCUAGUAUAAAUGUGAAACAAUAUAAGUAGUAAAAGUUUGAUAAAACCUUUUUCCAACUGUAAAUAGAGCUUUUAAAGUUAAAAAGUCUUAUUUCUUACUAUACUAUAACUUUGUGGAACAUUCUUAAAUAGGUACUAAUAAUGCUGUUUUGUUUCCCAUUAGUAAUUUGCUUAUGGUCUUGUGCUUAUCUUAAAAUGUUGUAAAUAAUUCGAAUAACUGUGCCUCUUAGUAUUAAUUUUAGCUUUAUAGCAUUUUUGUGCUUAAUUUUAAAUACAUAAUUAUUUAUGUAAGUAAAUACAAAUGGUGCAUAGUAUUUUAAA
Molecule: messenger RNA, 3061 nt
Organism: Spodoptera frugiperda (fall armyworm)
Lineage: Eukaryota; Metazoa; Arthropoda; Insecta; Lepidoptera; Noctuidae
Gene: SAK
Product: serine/threonine-protein kinase PLK4
Exons: 3
Coding region: 460-2436 (658 amino acids)
Biological process (GO): protein phosphorylation
Molecular function (GO): protein kinase activity; ATP binding
Source: RefSeq, a predicted model, not a curated record